AUGUCUCAACAAACCCCAUUCCCCUUCCUCGCCCUACCCCCCGAACUCCGCACCAAAAUCCUUCUUCACACCCUGAACCACCCCAUGCCUAUUCCCCUCUCUUCCCCCUCCGCCACCUACCCACACGCCCUCCUCCUGGUGUCCUCCCAAAUACACACCGAAGCCCUAUCCCUCUAUUUCACCAGCAACACAUUUACCCUAACGCUGCACCGACACAAUGACGAUGCCCUAUCGCCAUUCCUGUGCUCACCGCAUAGGUUUCUUGUUCGGAGCUUGCGGGUUGUAAUACAGAGAUGGGGCGCAAACGAUUAUUUUGUCAAGACGUUUGGCCCGGUGCUUGAGGAUAUGAUACUUAGAGGGGGUUUAAGGAGGCUGUUGGUUGGGAUUAGGGAGAUGGAUGCUAGGGCGCUCGAGAGGGUUGGGCUGGGAAUAGAGAGGGAGAAUUGGAAUGUGCUUAGGACGUUACUGAGGGAUCCGGAUUUGGAUGAUGGGAAGUUGAUGAGUAUGGGCAGGGGAGAGGGAGGGUUUAAUAAUUGUGAUUGGUGGUGGAAGGAUUGA
Molecule: messenger RNA, 558 nt
Organism: Lachnellula hyalina
Lineage: Eukaryota; Fungi; Ascomycota; Leotiomycetes; Helotiales; Lachnaceae
Exons: 2
Coding region: 1-558 (185 amino acids)
Source: RefSeq, a predicted model, not a curated record